AUGGUUGGCGCACAGCGGUGGUUGCAGAGAAGCGCCUCGGGCGUCUCUCGCUGCUGGCACUCCUCUACAGUCGGCUCCUCCGUCUCGACCAGCCCGGCAACGACGACAGCAUCCUCAGCGCUGACUCAGCAUAAGCUUUGUCCGUUGUCGGCUCGUCCGGCUCAACUGCGGUCAUUGCCAUUCUCAACAGCUUCUAGUUCAUUGAACUCUCCUGCUUCACCUCGACCCCCUUCGUCAACAUCUUCAAGCUCAUCUUCGUCUUCAGCUGCUUCCGGGUCAGGCUCUUCUCAGUGGAAGCCGCCACCGCCUCCACCGUCUGCGUCGACUGCCGCUUCUCGCAAGCAAUCACGAAAAGAGUGGCUUCUCGUCGGUGUCGCUGGUUCCGCUGCCGCAGUGGGCUCUUGGUAUUAUUGGUCCAACAUCCGUCCACGCCAUCAAGCCAACAAGGCGGCUGCAGCUGCACUUGCUGCCAAUUCCGCCCCCUUCUCUCUGACUGCAGAGAGCAGGACAUCCUUCUCGAUCCCCACACGACAAGCACAGGCUGGCGGUCCCACUAACAAGGUGAUUAACACACUCACCAACGCCGAGGUCGACCGGCGUCUUACCGAAAACCAACGCAGCACCCGCGUCGACCGUCCCCAGGGUGCCUGCCUCGUUGCCCGCUAUGAUACCAACUCUGUUGCCAGUAACGAUCCUAUCGAGGACAAGCGCGCCGAGGUAAUUGUUGAACGAGAUCGUGCCAUUGCCGAUCGUCGACCCUCGUCCUCUUCCACUUCGCCCGUUUCUCCGAACUCCAACACAGCUACUGGUAGCGCCAAUGGCGAUCUUUGCUUCUUCGCCGUCAUGGACGGCCAUGCUGGAUUUCAUACCAGUACGCUGCUCAGCCAGAAGCUCAUCGCCUUUGUUGCUCUGGAACUGGACAAGGUCUUCAGGGAAGCGGGCGAGUAUGCCGAGAUUGCAAAAGCCAAAUCGGCGAUGCCCAGCAAGCUUUGGCGUACCAUCGUGGGCGGCGGCCCUGGCGCAAGUCCAAGCAGAGGCCUAGAUGGCGAUCCGGAAGUGGUCAAGAGAGCCAUCGCCAAAGCCUUUCGUGGUCUUGACAAGGAAAUCGUCAACACGCCCGUCGAGCUGCUCAAGGAGUACGAGCUGAGCCUCGCCUCCACUUCUUCCAGCUCGGUUGCACCCGAAGGUGGAGCAGGCAACACACGAAGCCUCAGCUCUCUCGCCCACAGCAUCUUUCCCAGCUCGAUCAACGCCGCCUUCACCGCUACGCAGAAGAGCGCCUACGAGAGCAUCCUUCCAGCCCUCUCCGGCAGCUGUGCGCUGCUGACCUACAUUGAUUCAGCCCGUCAGGAUGUGUACGUUGCUUGCACCGGUGACUCUCGUGCUGUUGCCGGCUACUGGGACGAGGACUCGGGCAAGUGGGAGGUAGAGGCGCUGUCCGUGGAUCAAACCGGUCGCAACCCAGAUGAAGUGAGACGCAUGCGCUCCGAGCACCCCGCCUCGGAAUCCGAGAACGUCAUCCAACGUGGUCGCGUGCUCGGAGGACUCGAGCCCACCCGCGCGUUUGGGGAUGCCAGGUACAAAUGGGAUCGCGAGCUUCAAGGCCGGCUUUACGACGCCUUCUUGCCCGGUGGCCGUGCGUCGACACGUGGUCCACCUCGUGGCCUCGAGACCCCACCUUAUGUCACAGCGACACCCGCGGUGGAAUGGCGCAGGGUGGGUGAAACGAGCUCGAGCCCAAAUCGCGAGCUUCGCUUCAUCAUCAUGGCCACUGACGGCUUGUGGGAUAUGAUGAGUAAUGAAGAGGCUGUCAGCCUGGUUGCCGGCCACCUCGCUGGUAUCAAGGGCACAAUUCGAUCGUCGGAGCUGCAAAGACACACGUUCCAGCCCAUCGACAAGUUGCACUCGUUACCCUCGACCUCGAUGACUAUCUCUAUUAGCCAGGAUGAUCAGACUGUCUCUACUCCAAUUCGAACUGCAUCAUCUGAUGAGCAGCGAGAGCUGGCAGUGUCUAAGCAACAUCCACUCUCAAAGGGACCCGAAUCGUUGCGAACGUUUCAAUUUCAGGAUGAAAACCUAUCGACGCAUCUGAUCCGCAACGCGCUCGGCGGUGCCAACCAGCAACGAGUCGCAGGGCUGCUCGCCAUCCCUGCCCCCGAAAGCCGAAGGUAUCGCGACGACAUUACCGUCAAUGUGAUUCUUUUCAACUCUCCGGCGUCAAUUCCGGCUCAGUCACAGUUGGCAGCUACGCAGAGCGCUGACGAUUCAACUGCGUCCCCGAUCAAAGCCAAGCUUUGA
This is a messenger RNA of Mycosarcoma maydis (corn smut), 2298 nucleotides long. Its product is annotated as type 2C protein phosphatase PTC5. The transcript has a single exon. Gene Ontology annotation, molecular function: protein serine/threonine phosphatase activity. Gene Ontology annotation, biological process: protein dephosphorylation. The record is from RefSeq and is a predicted model, not a curated record. Bases 1 to 2298 code for a protein of 765 amino acids. NCBI's taxonomy places the organism in Eukaryota, Fungi, Basidiomycota, Ustilaginomycetes, Ustilaginales.